This is a messenger RNA of Torulaspora globosa, 1317 nucleotides long. RefSeq names its product serine/threonine-protein kinase. The transcript has a single exon. The coding region runs from base 1 to 1317 and encodes 438 amino acids. Gene Ontology annotation, molecular function: ATP binding; calcium/calmodulin-dependent protein kinase activity. Gene Ontology annotation, biological process: protein phosphorylation; cellular response to oxidative stress. The record is from RefSeq and is a predicted model, not a curated record. Lineage: Eukaryota; Fungi; Ascomycota; Saccharomycetes; Saccharomycetales; Saccharomycetaceae.
AUGGAAGAGGCUGAUGUUAACAGCUACGGCAACUUUAAGGAGCCUUCGAAAGUUGAUGGUCACAGAGUUUCAAAGUUACUACAUAGGCUGAGCGGACAACCAGAGUCGUUUGUCAAUAAGAAGGAUUAUAUCUUUGGCAAAACCCUUGGAGCAGGGACUUUUGGUGUUGUUAGGCAAGCAAGAAAGAUCUCGACUCGGGAAAACGUAGCGGUGAAGAUACUGCUGAAGAAAGCAUUGAAAGGGAAUGAUGUGCAAUUGCAAUUGCUUUACGAUGAACUGAAAAUCCUACAGAAGCUGGAUCACCCCAAUAUCGUAAAGUUUAAGGACUGGUUUGAGUCUAAAGACAAGUUUUACAUUGUUACCCAGUUAGCGACGGGAGGAGAGCUGUUCGAUAGGAUAAUAUCGAAGGGCAAGUUUACUGAGAAGGACGCCGCCAAGAUUAUGAAGCAGAUUUUAAGUGGUGUGCAAUAUAUCCAUUCGAAAAACAUUGUUCAUAGGGAUUUGAAGCCGGAAAACGUCUUGUACAUCAGUCCGUCGGAUGAUUCCCCAUUGGUGAUUGCCGAUUUCGGUAUUGCCAAGGAAUUGAAGAGUGGCGAUGAUCUGAUCUUCAAAGCCGCUGGCUCGCUAGGCUAUGUGGCACCUGAAGUCUUGACCACAAGCGGACACGGAAAGCCGUGCGAUAUUUGGUCGGUCGGUGUCAUAACGUACACGUUGCUGUGUGGAUAUUCACCUUUCGUGGCCGAAAGCGUAGAGGGAUUUCUAGAGGAGUGUACAGCGGAGCGGAACCCUGUCAAGUUCCAAAAGCCGUAUUGGGAUGACAUUUCUGUGGAUGCUCGAAAAUUCAUCCUACGUGCCUUGGUGCUUAGCCCUAAGAGAAGGCCUACAGCUUCAGAACUUUUGGAGGACCCAUGGAUCGUCAAUUGUACGCACACGAAGGAUAUAUUACCAAGCGUUAAGAGAGUGUGUGACGCUCGUGCCAAGUUCCGUGAUGCUGUAGAGAUCGUGAAACUGAACAACAGAAUUGCUAAACUAAGAAAGAUGUAUUGUAAAGGUGAUGAGGCAGAAACCGAUAUCGAAGAGAACGACAGUUCGUCAUGUAUGUCAGCAGAAACUCUCUCUUCGUUAAAGAAUUUAAGUCUGAGCGAACAGUCGACCAAUAGUUCCUGUCUCAGCGAGCAAGAAAAAAAGCUGAAAUCUGCUCUCACACAAGAUGCUUUUGCUCAACUGGUCAGGGCCGCGAGAAAAAAUCAGGAGAAAGUUAUGAAUUACAAAGAGCCCUCACAAAACUCGAGCAACGCUGCUAGCGACAGCGUUUAG